GACUAGCUUGGCUUCGCAGCCCUUUCCCGUGAUGCCUAGCGCUCGGCUGUGACUGUUGCCUGGCAAUAGACGAGCCUAGCUCCCUGGCGCGGAAUGCUCUGCUAGGCCAUGGGGUCGCGGGUUCUCCCGUCGCUCCUGCUGGUGCUCCUAAACGCCUGCACGUCUUCGAGCACCCAGGUCGUUGCUACCCCGGCUGCGGCCACCCCGGCAGUGACGAAGGAGGAUCUCAGUUCCACCAAGGCCACCCCCACCACUCUCCGGCCCUCCCAGUCGCCUAGGACCCCGGGAACUCCCAGGGCACCGGAGCGCUCUGGCCCCGGGCCCACCCCGGUCACGGACGUUGCGGCGCUGUGUGUCUGUGACCUGCUCCCAGCACAGUGUGAUGUCAACUGCUGUUGUGACCCUGACUGCACGCCCGCAGAUUUCAGCGUCUUCUCUGCCUGUUCGGUCUCAGUUGUCACGGGUGACAGGCAGUUUUGUAGUCAGAAGGCAGCCUUCUACUCAAUGAAUUUGACAGCAGACCCGCCUCACCGAGACUUCAAACUCGUUGACCAGAUCAACCCUUCUGUCUUCUGCAUCCAUAUUUCAAACUACAAGCCUGCUUUAUCUUUUGCUAAUCCGGAAGUGCCUGAUGAAAACAAUUUCGACAGACUGAUGCAAACAUCAGGUGGCUUUACACUGAGCACUGAAUCAACUGUCCCAGCCGCAUCAGAUGGCCCACAGCCCACCAAAUAUGAGUACGGAGCUCCUCUACAGACUACAGGAACGUCUUCAGGGUCAUUUCUGAAACUGCCCUCGCCUUUCCCAUCAUCUCUGUGUGCAGAUCAGAACCCUGCAGCGUUCCUGGUGAGCCAGGCCUUCGAAUGCAGCCGAAGGGUGGACAUAGACCAGUGUGAAGGAAUGGAAGCUCUCAGCAUGGCCCACUACAGCAGCCCUGCCAUUCUGAGGGUACCUAAUUCAACGACACAGGUCUCCAUCAAGGUCCAGUCUGUAAUGUAUCGGUCUCUGAAUCACACACUGACCCAGUUAGAAGACCAUGAUGUCCUGCGGCCAUCUCUGGUCAACACUGGGCAAGAUAGACUCUGCAGCAACGUUGUUCUUCAGGUGAAGUACACUCUGCUGUACACAGCCACAGGUCAGAUCCAGGAAGCCGGCCUCUCCCUCCUUCUGGGGACACUGAGCAGCGCAGUGAGUCUCCUGCAGCAGAAGUUUGAGAUUCACUUAAUUCAGCACGGCACCGAGCCCGUUCCUCUCAGCGGCAGCCCUGGCUACAGGGUGGGACUCCCGCUGACCGCUGGCUUUCAGCCUCAGAAGGGGUCUGGGAUUAUUCAGACAAUGAACAGACAAGGCCAGUUUACUAUCCUUCGUAGCACAGGCGAGCAGGAUUGCCUUGCCAACAAGGGGCUCCGCACCCCCGUGCUGUUUGGCUACAAUGUACAGUCUGGCUGUCAGCUCAGGUUGACAGGCACCAUCCCAUGUGGGCUUCUGGCACAGAAGAUGCAGGACUUGCUGAGAGGCCAGGCCUUCCCCGACUAUGUGGCUGCAUUUGGGAACUCCCGGGCCCAGGAUGUGCAGGACUGGGUGCCUGUGCACUUUGUCACCUACUCCUCCAACAUGAAGGGCUCUUGCCAGCUUCCGGUGGCUUUGGGUAUAGAAGUGAAAUGGACUAAGUAUGGGUCCCUGCUGAACCCCCAGGCCAGGAUAGUCAAUGUCACCGCCCAGCUCAUCUCAAUUACAGAGCCCCUCCCAGGGCCUGAGAGGACCAUCGUCAUUUCCACUGUGGUGACAUUUGUGGAUGUGUCAGCCCCUGCAGAGGCAGGCUUCCGAGCCCCGCCCACCAUCAACGCCAGGCUGCCCUUCAGCUUCUUCUUUCCAUUUGUGUGAUGAGGUGGCCCUGCAGGAGUGAGUACCCAUCCUGGAGGGUACUAAUGCAGUACCGGGUACCUGGGCCCCUGGCUCAAGAGGACAUGAACCUAGCUGCCACCUCCCCUUGGUGCAGCCCUCUGCCCCACUCCACUGCCUUUUCCCUCUCAGAGACUUUACUCUGCUGGCCUACAGUGUUGGGUCAGAUGGGUCCAGCACCUGUAUACAGGUCAAAGGCCACGUCACUCUGGGAGAUGGGAGAGAACAGAGCCUGACGUAGCAAUGCAUGGAGAGCCUCUGAGGUGCAUCAUCCCUGGUCUAGUGGGAGUUGUCUUCAGAAUGCCUGUCAGCAUUUGAGAAGUACAGACCAGCAAAAGGCUGUGUAAAACCAUGUGCCCACAAGGGGAUUGUACCCCAAGAUCAUGCUAAUUACACAGCAGUCUUGGGGCCCUGCCGUGUGCUGGCGGUAUAACUGGUGGGCUGGUGUGGGCUGCCACCAAGGAGAGAAUGUGGUGGGUGAGCCCCGGGGAAGGAGCAUGCUUAUUUUAUACAGUAAUUGUACAGUAAUUGAAAGAGAUGCUGGUGGGUGCAGAGCCGAUUUGAAGCUGAUGGUACAGCUGGAUGCUGCAGAGGAGGAGCUGGGUACCAUGAUGACUCCCCUAGGAAAUGCAGCAGGAAAAGCUGGGGACCUUCUAGUAAAGAAAGGUUUUUCAGAA
Molecule: messenger RNA, 2579 nt
Organism: Mastomys coucha (southern multimammate mouse)
Lineage: Eukaryota; Metazoa; Chordata; Mammalia; Rodentia; Muridae
Gene: Tctn1
Product: tectonic family member 1
Exons: 14
Coding region: 109-1884 (591 amino acids)
Biological process (GO): protein localization to ciliary transition zone; cilium assembly
Cellular component (GO): MKS complex
Source: RefSeq, a predicted model, not a curated record